Angiostrongylus costaricensis is the source of this 693-nucleotide messenger RNA. Lineage: Eukaryota; Metazoa; Nematoda; Chromadorea; Rhabditida; Metastrongylidae. The record is from the annotation of a GenBank genome assembly.
AUGAAAAUCUUUUCCACAGCGAUAUUAAUGUACUUCUUCCUUGGCAAAAAGCUUUCAGUAAAGCAAUGGAUCGCUCUGGUGAUCUUAGUGAUAGGUGUAGUAGAUGUUCAACUGAUAUAUGCGCCGUCGAUUACAAAAGGAACAAUAGAACAGAGGCCAUUACUCGGCUUUCUCAGCGUCGUUGUGAUGUGCUUCACUUCAGCAUUCGCCGGUGUGUACUUGGAAAAAGUGCUUAAGGAGAGUAAAGCAUCAGUGUGGGUGCAAAACGUGCGGCUGGCAUUGGUCGGCAUACCUAUAUCCAUUUUUUCUAUGUUGUUCUACGAUGGCGAAGACAUUCGGAAAGAAGGAUUUUUUCGCGGUUGGGAUAUGUUUGUCGUUUUUUUGACGUUAACGAACUCCAUGGGUGGAUUGCUUAUUUCGAUCGUUAUGAAGUACGCAGACAAUAUAUUAAAAGCCUAUGCUCAGAGCAUAGCAAUCGUUGGUGCAGCGAUCGGCUCAUGGUUGCUGUUCGAUUUUGUACCCGGCCUCCUGUUCUCGCUUGGAACGGCACUUGUCAUGGUGUCCAUAAUCGUUUAUACCAUGUAUCCAUACCAAACACCUGAAUCAACCUAUGAGCGUUUUCUAACCACCAGUUCCGAUUUCCUGACAUUGAAACCGAAGAUCGUAGAACACAGAAAAACGUUGUGCGUAUGA